AAAUUUGUAUCAAAUACCAAUGACCGAAUUAUUGAUAGAUUGGUGCUUUAGUAGAAAAUUUUUACUAAUUGGUUAAUAAGAGUUGUUGUUAUUUCGGACUAUGUUGAGAAGAAGUAGACUGUGAUGUCGUGCGAAGGUGAGCGUGGGUGUGAAUCCCGGUGGAGAGUGCGUGUAUCGGUGCAGCGGUGAACGUCGCGACGGUGGCGACGGGCAGCGCGCGCGAGCGCGAGAUGGGCGGCGGCGGCGGCGCGGGCGGCGGCUGGGCGCGCGAGGCGCCCGCGCUGCUGAGCACGGCCCUGCUGCUGGGCGGCGCGCUGCCGGAGCGCCCGCCGGCGCCGCUCUUCACCAUCGACAGCAUCCUGGCGCCGCGCCCGCCGCCCGCGAUCCCGCCGCUGCAGCUGCACCAUCUCGCCCACACCACGUUCCACAGAGCGCACGAUCUCUUUGGUACGUCUGCAAAGAUGUUGUUCAUGAACGUGGGCAGCAUGGGCGGCGGCGUGUCCGGCUCGGGCGGCUACGGGCUGUACGGCGGCUACGCGGCGGCGGCGCUGGCGGGGCUGGCGGGUCCGCCGCCGAAGCGCAAGCGCCGGCACCGCACCAUCUUCACCGAGGAACAGCUGGAGCAGCUCGAGAGCACGUUCGACAAGACGCACUACCCCGAUGUUGUGCUGCGCGAGCAGCUCGCGCUGCGUGUCGACUUGAAGGAGGAGAGGGUUGAGGUGUGGUUCAAAAACCGUCGAGCGAAAUGGCGGAAGCAGAAGCGCGAGGAGCAGGAGCGGCUGCGCAAGCUGCAGGAGGAGCGCGUGUGCGGGCGACUCGGCGCGCGGCCGCCUGCGCCCGCGCCGCCCGCGCUCGCGCACUCGCCGCUGCGCGCGCCGCCGCCGCCGCCGCGCUGCUCUGACGACUCCGACUCCGACCUCGAAGUCGCUUGAGACCACCCCCAAUACAGACACUUGCGUGCUAAACGACUUAACUCAAUUACACGGGUACAGUUUCAGUGAUCAGUGAAAACUAUUUAAGCAAACAAGUGAUGAGAACGCUGUUUUGUCAAUACGUGCAAUCGAAUGGAACGGUAAAGUGUCGCAGAAGAACUUGAUGCAAUAUUUAGAGAUGUUGACACUGGGCGACUCUUCGCAACUUGUGUUUCUUGUGAAACCGGUGCAACGCUGCGCUGUGUCCUUUCACAAGAGCAACAGACGCCAAUUUAAUUAGAUGCAACAGAUUUAACAACUAAUAGUAACAAUAGAAUUAGGUAAUUGUUUAUAGUUCGAGCACUUGACAACUGUGUGCUAAUAUUUAUUAUGUGGAAAAAUAGUAGGUAGGUACUAGGUAGUCAUAUUGUAUAUUUUAGACUUUAAGGUACCUAUAGCAAGCAAAUGUAAUUAGAUAUACUCCACAGAAUAAUCGAAUAGAUAAUUGAUGUAAUAAAUAGCAACAUCACAUGUUCUAUUC
Messenger RNA from Cydia fagiglandana, 1452 nucleotides. Its product is annotated as diencephalon/mesencephalon homeobox protein 1-A-like. The coding region runs from base 231 to 932 and encodes 233 amino acids. Lineage: Eukaryota; Metazoa; Arthropoda; Insecta; Lepidoptera; Tortricidae. The record is from RefSeq and is a predicted model, not a curated record. Gene Ontology annotation, biological process: regulation of transcription by RNA polymerase II. The transcript is spliced from 3 exons. Gene Ontology annotation, molecular function: RNA polymerase II transcription regulatory region sequence-specific DNA binding; DNA-binding transcription factor activity, RNA polymerase II-specific.